AUGCCCACACAAGCAAACCCGAACAGCUCAGAUCAUGGACAACACACAAUGUACGCCAUUGAUCCUAAUAAUUUUCCCGAAAUAUUACCCCCUUCUGCUACAAAUGCAUCCGAUGAGGAGAGUUCGGGAAGUGAUGAAUCUUCCGAUGAUGUUUUGGAAAGUAAUGAUUCCCCCGAUGAUGGUUUGGGUCACAACAAAUCCUCCAGUAACGGUUUGGGAGAUGAUGAAUCUUCCAACAACGGAUCCAAAUCUGCCAAUGAACCAACUAUACCUUUGAAUGAUAAGGGCAAAGGAAAGCAAAAAGUCAACCUUGCAGUAAAUGAUAACUCUUUUGUUCCACCCCCAGAUUUUGAUUCCAAUUCUGAGAGAGACUUGUCCUCUCCUAUUGAAGAGGUACAGACACACCUGGCUGUAAAUGAUUCUUCAUUUGUGCCUCCUCCCCCACCCUUGGGCAAUGAGGAUGCUCAAUCCAUUGUGGAAAUGCAAACUUCCCGAUGUUUGGCUCAGUUGCUUGCGCCAAAGCCUUCGGCAACCAUCUCCUCCGCCAUAGUGGUGGAGUUCUCUUCCACCAAACUGCAUAUCAAUGUGCCUACCGCGGAAGAAACUCCCAUUGUUCUAGCCAUUACUCCCAUUAUUUCCUACACAUCUGUUGUAGAUUCUAUUAUCCUCGAGUCUCGUCCUAUGAACUAUACAGAGCAGCAGCUUCAUCAAAGUCAUUACAAGAUUAAGCAUACAAAGCUGGAAGAUAAUAGCUAUCUCAACAAAGCUACUACUCUAAAGAAUCUCACCCUCAAUCAGCUGCAAACUCAAAUUCUGCACAGCAAUGCUUUGAGCAAGAUUGACGAUGGAAUAGCUAUUGUAGAGAAUGAUCUGGAAUCAUUGAUAAAGUAUAACCCCGCGUAG
Molecule: messenger RNA, 903 nt
Organism: Psilocybe cubensis
Lineage: Eukaryota; Fungi; Basidiomycota; Agaricomycetes; Agaricales; Agrocybaceae
Exons: 5
Coding region: 1-903 (300 amino acids)
Source: RefSeq, a predicted model, not a curated record